This is a messenger RNA of Vicugna pacos (alpaca), 5034 nucleotides long. Lineage: Eukaryota; Metazoa; Chordata; Mammalia; Artiodactyla; Camelidae. The record is from RefSeq and is a predicted model, not a curated record.
UGUUAGUGUGGACUGAUGGUGCAGGAUGUGGAUCAAUUUGACAACUUAGAAAAACAUACACAGUGGGGAAUUGAUAUUCUUGAGAAAUACAUCAAAUUUGUAAAAGAAAGGACAGAGAUUGAACUCAACUAUGCAAAGCAACUCAGGAAUCUUUCGAAGAAAUACCAACCUAAAAAGAACUCGAAGGAGGAAGAAGAAUACAGGUACACGGCAUGUAAAGCCUUCCUUUCCACCCUGAACGAGAUGAAUGACUAUGCCGGGCAGCACGAGGUUAUCUCCGAGAACAUGACCUCCCAGAUCACCGUGGAGUUAGCACGCUACGUCCAGGAGCUGAAGCAGGAGAGGAAAUCGCACUUUCAUGAUGGACGGAAGGCCCAGCAGCAAAUAGAGACUUGUUGGAAGCAACUUGAAUCAAGUAAAAGACGAUUUGAGCGGGAUUGCAGAGAGGCUGACCGAGCCCAGCAGUACUUUGAGAAAAUGGAUGCUGACAUAAAUGUUACAAAAGCAGAUGUCGAAAAGGCACGACAACAAGCUCAAACCCGUCACCAAAUGGCCGACGACAGCAAAGCCGAUUACUCAUCAUAUCUUCAGAAAUUCAACCACGAGCAGCAUGAAUAUUACCACACUCACAUUCCCAACAUCUUUCAGAAAAUACAAGAGAUGGAGGAAAGAAGGAUAGUGAGAAUUGGAGAAUCAGUGAAGACGUAUGCGGAGCUGGACCGGCAGGUGAUUCCGAUCAUUGGGAAGUGCUUGGAUGGGAUAGUAAAGGCAGCCGAGUCCAUUGAUCCAAAAAAUGAUUCACAGCUGGUAGUAGAAGCUUAUAAGUCUGGGUUUGAGCCUCCCGGAGACAUUGAAUUUGAGGAUUACACUCAGCCGAUGAAGCGCACUGUGUCAGAUAACAGCCUUUCGAAUUCCAGAGGCGACGGCAAACCAGAGCUGAAAUUUGGUGGCAAAUCCAAAGGAAAGCUGUGGCCGUUCAUCAAAAAAAAUAAGCUUAUGUCCCUUUUAACAUCCCCCCAUCAGCCUCCCCCACCUCCCCCUGCCUCUGCCUCACCCUCUGCUGUUCCCAACGGCCCCCAGUCUCCCAAGCAGCAAAAGGAACCCCUCUCCCAUCGCUUCAACGAGUUCAUGACCUCCAAACCCAAAAUCCACUGCUUCCGGAGUCUAAAGCGUGGGCUUUCUCUCAAGCUGGGUGCAACGCCGGAAGAUUUCAGCAACCUCCCUCCUGAACAGAGAAGGAAAAAGCUACAACAGAAAGUCGAUGAAUUGAAUAAAGAAAUUCAAAAGGAGAUGGAUCAAAGAGAUGCCAUCACAAAAAUGAAAGAUGUCUACCUAAAGAAUCCGCAGAUGGGAGACCCCGCCAGCCUGGAUCACAAAUUAGCGGAAGUCAGCCAAAACAUAGAAAAACUGAGACUAGAGGCCCAGAAAUUUGAGGCCUGGCUGGCCGAGGUUGAAGGCAGACUCCCCGCGCGCAGCGAGCAGAGCCGCCGGCAGAGCGGGCUGUACGACACUCAGAGCGCGCCUGCGGUCAACAACUGCGCGCAGGACCGGGAGAGCAGCCCGGAUGGCAGUUACACGGAGGAGCAGAGUCAGGAGAGUGAGGUGAAGGUGCUGGCCACGGACUUCGACGACGAGUUUGACGAUGAGGAACCGCUCCCUGCCAUAGGCACUUGCAAAGCUCUCUACACGUUUGAAGGUCAGAAUGAAGGAACCAUCUCAGUAGUUGAAGGAGAAACUCUGUACGUUAUAGAGGAAGACAAAGGAGAUGGAUGGACCCGCAUUCGGAGAAACGAAGAUGAAGAGGGUUACGUGCCCACUUCCUACGUCGAAGUCUAUUUGGACAAAAAUGCCAAAGGUGCUAAGACUUAUAUUUAAUACAACUUAAAAAAAAAAAACAACACAAAACCAAACUUUAAAAAAAUUGGAGUUGUUUCUUCCCACAACUAUGACUGUUAAGGCAGUUCUUCAAAAGACUGGACGGGGAGCACCGCGGUCCAUGUUUCAUGUAGCCGCAAGGUGGACUUUCAGGCAUCUUACACCUGAAUUUCCUGGGCUAGUUUUGACUAUAAUCAAGUUUCACUUGCUGAUGACAUUUUAUGUGGAAAGCUGCCAACUGCCAAUUUACACCUGUGUCGUUUGAAAUCUGAUAAACAUUUCUUCUUUGGGCAGCCUCUGUAGAUAACCCCCCCCCUGAAAAAAAAAGUUGCCUUCUAGCUUCAAAUCAGUAUUUCUGAAUCUAAAAGUCCAUGCACAUCAUAGGGGUGCCGCGAAGACUUCAGUUGUCUUAUUCAUAUCUAACAUCUGCCGUAAUUGAACUACCUUGGAAUGUUACAUUUUGUAACAAUAAACUGAACCACACUAGUUUGUUCAAUUUUACAGUCAUUCGCUUUGGAGGAGCUCAUAAAUACAGAAUCAGUAAAGCAUCAGAAGAUUCUUACAUGGGUACCAAAAGUGUGCAUUUUUACUUAAACAUGUUUUAAGAGCAUUGCUAGGCCACCGUAUUAUCUUGUUUUGUCUCUGGGAUCCUAAACAACCCACUGAAAUCUAGAAAACUCGAUCAACUGGUUGAUUUUUUUUUUCACCUGUGACUACUGAUCCUUCCUCUAACAACUGACAGAGUUGAUCAGACGUGCUAGUAACAUUUAGAUGAACUUAUAUAAAAACAGUGCACUUCCUUCUGUCCUGUGGAAGGCUUUGUGGCAGGUGGGGCUGUAUUUAGCUCACACUUGCCCGGGUUGGGCUGUGAGUAGAAGCUGGUGCAGCAGCAACCCUGUCUACACACAGACCCCAGCACGUCACCUUUCAAGGUUUUUUUGUUUGUUGUUUUUAACCAUGGGCAUCUUUAAGACCCAAAGUGUGAAUUUACUGAGAAUUGUUUUAGAAUGCCUCGCUCACUUUAUAUAAUUAACCGUAGCCAAAAUACAAUGUUUCACCAUCUUAAAGGAAUCUGGGUCAUGUAGGGAUUUGCAUCUUGAAAUUGGCAGGAUAGGUAGUGAAAUUAGUCCCAUGCAUGAACGGGUACCAAACCCAAUGAUUGUGCCCAUUUCUAGAAUCUUCCCUGAGAUCACAGAGAACCAGCUAAAAAUGAGUCAAGAUGAAGGUAUUGGGUUGAGAUUCUCUUCUUAUUUGGCUUUGAAAAUUAUUUAUUCGUGUCCUUCCUACUUUUAAAUAGGAAAUUAGCUCCUUGCUUCUACAUCGUGGGCUCUGUUUAGAAGCUCAGAUCAAUUUCAAGCUGAUUCUGAACUUGACAGCAACACAUCGGGGGUCUAGGACCUGGCCGGAGUUACUGGUACCUGUUGCAGAUUCUAACAGAAAGUUCUCUUACAUUUUCCAAGGGCCACCAAAAUGGAAUUUAGUAGCCUUUGCUUCACGACUGCCUGCUUUUUAAAACAUUUUUUAUUUUAAAAUAAUUUUAGAUUCUCCAGAAGUUGCAGAGAUAGUACAGAGAGAGCCCUUGUCCCCUUCAUUGCUCUUCCCCCAGUGGCUGCAUCUGACACAGCUGUAGUCCAGUAUCAAAAGCUGGAAACCAGUACUAGUCAGCCUGAAUUUUUAAAAUAUGAUUUUGUAAUUCAAACUUAUUUUGCAUUGUUAUACCUUUGCUGCCAAAACAUCACUAAAGCCACUCAUCCUGACCCCAGGCCUCUCAGGAGAAUCGUUUCAGUUCUUUUUAAUAUUACAGCAAGAAAAUGAGCUGACCCUUAAGCCAUGGGAAUUUGUUUUCAUGCGCAGUAGGUGGUCACAGCUUUGGGCGUGUAACCAAGUGAAUGGGAGACCUAAGAUAUUAACACCUAACCUUUCUAUCCCAUGAUGAACUCAUUUCCAGACUAUGAAUUACUGGAGAAAGCAAACAAAACACUGAAAAAGUCUGAAAACGAGGCAAGACAACGUAAUUUUUUAAAAGACUGGCUUGAAAAGGAUGACAUUCCAUGAAGUUGGGUUUUUUUUUUUUUGGUUUGUUUUUGUUUUUCUUUUUUUCCCCUCCUCUUUAGGGCUGUGCAAAUCUGAUUCACAGAAUAGCUCGCUGGCUUUCGGGGAUGGGCGGGGUGAUUGGGCACAUAAGUCAUGAUCGUUGUUUUAAGUUGUAUGCCUCAGUACCUUCCCCAGCUUAAUCUACAUAAUAGGGACUCAACAGUGAAGGAUGUUUUGUAGUUUUAGUCCCAUCUCGUCCGUGUGUGACGUAUUAGCAAAAGUAUUGAAAGGAUUCCCAAGGAAUCAGGAAUUUCCACUGCCACCCGAAGUAUAACUUUGUUUUUUUCCAAUGGUUACCUCUCAUGUAGCAAAGUCUCAGCCUAUGUAUAAAGUUUUCUCCUUUUAUUUAGAGAUACCUUAGAGGUUAAUUACGUGUGUGUAAUUCGUUCUUUCCAACCUUGUUUAUAAAUCUGUUCAGCCUGCCCCAGCAACACCGCCCCACCUUAAGCCCAUCCCAGGCGGGUGGGGCUGCUGCCUUCUGAAACCCGUAACUCACAAGGGGUUGUUUUAUUGUCAGUAUUGCCAGUGCACUUUUGUGUGUGUGUGUGUGUGUGGUGUCUACCAUGUGACUAUUUAAUAAUUGCCAAAAUAGUUAGACUAGAGUAAGUUCCAAUUGGUCAACUGGAUUGUGAAUUGUCCUCUUUUACGGUUUUGUUUUGUUUUGUUUUUUUAAUUGCUCCCUGUUAAAUAUGUCCGUAACUACCCGCCCACCCCAAUAUAUUUGUAUAUACUGCCAUUUAAAAGCUAAAAGGAUUACUUGAAUUCGUUGUUUUAACGUUUUUACUCUUUUAUCUGUUUGUUUUAUUGGUGAUUCUGCUGCCUAACGACCUUUUUGUUUUUGUAACUGCUGGGGAAGCCGGAAGGACGGUUACACUGGUAGCUAGGUCCCCUGCCGGCUGAGCCACACUUGAUUUUAUUGUAGACACUUGGGUUCUGAGUAAGUUUUGUCUGAAUACAGCCAACGUGAUUGUUUCUCUCUAUUCUUAUCCUACAAGAAAAGAAUCUGUCUGGCACCUUUUAGUUGUACCCUCGUAUCUGCCUCUAAUAAACGUUGUAUUUUUCUCA